Molecule: messenger RNA, 1508 nt
Organism: Bursaphelenchus xylophilus (pine wood nematode)
Lineage: Eukaryota; Metazoa; Nematoda; Chromadorea; Rhabditida; Aphelenchoididae
Source: the annotation of a GenBank genome assembly
AUGCCGUUUGCUGAAUUUAUACUCAAAAGGCCAUCGAAUAAACUUAUAAUUGUUGUUGCAUCAGCUGCAGGCGGUUGUGCUCUGAUUGCAUGGCUUUUUAGGUAUGUUUGUCAUAAAUUUUUAGGAUUUGGCGCUAAUUUGGGUUGAAUUGAUUUUUUCAGGCGAAAUCAAUCAUGCUCGAGUCGCCGUGAAUCCGUGGCAAGUAUAAUUAGAAGUGAAACUUGUAAGUAAGCUAUAAAAUUUAUCAAUUAGUUGGAACGUUUAGUAAUCUCUAGCGUAUCGGAUGCUCUCUACCGGUUGGAAGUUUUGCUAAAGGAGCUGGAAGCACACAGAUUUGAUGGUGAAUUGGGGAGAGACAAGUAUGACUUUAUGGCAUCGGUUGUUAACAGAGUAAGGGGAGUUCUGACAGAUCUGGAAAAAUUCGAACGGAAUGAGUUCAUUCUUCCGGCCACUGAUGAAAUUGGUGAGUGAUCACGUGUAUUCCAUUAACUUCUUCUUUAGCUCGGACAAUAUGGAACUCCACUGAGCCAUCCGCGAAACCCGGAACGUUGUCUGUCCUAUCCGAUGACUCCUUUUUGUCUGCCAUUGAUGACUUUGUAAGUUGUUAUCCAUAUACUUUUAUGUUAUAUUUUUAGUCGCCUACGGCAAGAGACAAUCCGUCACUGAGUGUCGAUUUUGAAAAUCUCGAAUUUUACAAAGAGGGCCUCGAGGCUGUCGAACGAGGAGAAGUGGUCUACAGAAAGUCCAGGGCAGAAGUGUGCGGGUGUGAAAGCGACGUGGAUUUUGCGGCCAAAUUAUGGUGUCUUAGGCAAGCAUUCGAUCGUAUAUUCGAAAUUCAAAAUACAAAGUUGUGGCUGAUUAAAGUGGGCCGCGCAUUGAUUGCCGACAUUCUGAGGCACUUCAAAAAAGAUCCCAAGGAAUUUUACGUUGCCUUUGACAGAAUGGUCGAGUAUCUUCAAGAUCAUGAAAAUUACGAACAAGUUUGCUUUGAAUUGAAGCAGAGAAGGGUAAGUUUACGGUCUUUUGUUGGGCUAAUCUCUUUGCAGGUUGAAUGUCUAAACAUUUGGGACGUUCUUUUCGACUUUAUUCUCUUGGAUUCCUUUGAUGACCUCAAAAAACCUCCAUCUGGAACAGCUGCUUUGGUGAAGAACUCCUUUCUGAGUCAGUCGAUGCGAGAAUCGACUUUAAAUAAUCUGAUUUGGUCCUUGAUUAAGAUGAAAAGAUCUCGGCUUCAGAAUCAAGACGGAUUCGUUUCUCGGUUCUAUGACAUCUCUCAGAUCGUUUCUCCACCUUUAAUCAUGGGACUCCUUGGAGGAGCAAGCAAAGAAUUUGAAGAUUUAUGCACAGAUUUCAAGGAAAGCAUAUUCAUGUUGUUAACUGAUUUGUUCAACCCACAACAGCUUAGGUUUAACUCUCUGGAAGAGCUGACAGAAGAUGUGAAAAAGGUCAUGAUCAGUCGGUUAGAGACCAUUCAACUUAGGAUUAGUAAUGAACCCAUUCCGGGGUAA